Molecule: messenger RNA, 2583 nt
Organism: Cordyceps fumosorosea ARSEF 2679
Lineage: Eukaryota; Fungi; Ascomycota; Sordariomycetes; Hypocreales; Cordycipitaceae
Product: TATA element modulatory factor 1 TATA binding protein
Exons: 2
Coding region: 1-2583 (860 amino acids)
Cellular component (GO): endoplasmic reticulum; Golgi apparatus
Source: RefSeq, a predicted model, not a curated record
AUGGCGGCGCCAAACAAGGCUUCGUCGAGAUGGGGCUCGUUCCUGUCGCAGGCCGUCGCCGGCGUCGAGUCGCGCCUCGACAACAUCCUCUUUGAGGAAGAUAGUAGCAGCAGCAUCAGUGCGCCGGCGGCACAGCAGCAGCCCAAGCCGCAGACGCAGGCGCCGACACCGCCCAGCGCUGUGCCCGCGGCUACCAAGGCCACCCAAAACGCUUCAAGAUCGUCGUCGAAUAGCCGAGCCAACGACCGCUUGCAGGCUCGGCUGGCCAAGGCCAUGGCAGCCAAGGCAGCGCAGGCCGGGAGCUCGCCGCGCAGCUCCGUCGACAAUGCGAGCCGGCCGUCCAUCGAAUGCAAGUCUUCCGAAUCAAAACUCGCCGAAAAAGACGACACAUCGGCCUCAGAAUUCAUUGCUACCGAAGCAGAGAAGGAGGCUACGUCGUCGACACCCAGGGACGAAACUAUACCGACGGAAACUCUUGAAUCUACAUCUGAGACGACAGCUGAGGUUAAAUCGCAUAACGAAGAAAAAGACGAAACUGCAUCUACAGUACUCUCACAAGCAGAACCAGCGGCAGGGCCUGCAAUCGAAGCCAAUAUCGAGAAUGGCCCCACAGCCUUGGAUGAGGAGGAGGAAGCCACAGUCUCGUCAAGGGAGAUUGAGCAAUUAAAGGCAAGCCAUCAGCAGGAGAUCCAGGAAUAUGUCGAACGAAUUGAUUCUUUGGAGUCAAAGCUGCAGUACCUGGCCAAGUCAGCAGCCGAUUUCGCGCAAAAGGCUGCCAAUGCCGCUCCUUCUGGUAGCAUGGAGAGCAAGCUCGCUGGAAAAGAUGAAAAGAUUGCCCUGUUGAUGGAAGAGGGACAGAAGCUUGCGGCUGGAGAGCAAACAUAUAGAACCGUAAUAAAGAAGCUACGACAGCAACUCGCCGACGCGGAGAAGCAGAGCGAAGAGCUCAAGAGGACCAAGGACAAAGCUGCUGCCGAAGCCGACGCCCUGCGCAAACGACUCAACAGCAGCGACGAACAGGAGAAGCGCCAGGAAGAAAUGCGCAAGGCAGCGACCGGCUUACAAAAAGAAGUCGACAAUCUCAAAAAAGAAAAGAUAACACGAGAUGACACUAUCCGCAAACUCGAGCGCGAUCUCAAAACCAAGACGGAAGAGGCUGGCAAGGCUGCAAUUCUUGACAAAUACCUCACUGCAGAGCGGGAAAAGCUCAAGACUCAGGAAGAGAGCUACACGGCAUUGCGCGCUGAAAAGGAAGCCAUAGAGGACAAGGCCAAACAGGACGGCAUUGAGUGGAGCGAGAAACUGGACCGCGCGGUCGAGCGUGGGCGCAGCGCCGAAAAUGAGCUGUGUGUCGAGACCAAGGCCAUGGAGACGAGGCUCGAAAUCAUGCGCACGCAGGCCGAGGAGGCGACGUCAAGCUCCGGCGGCGAGGCGCAGGUCAAGCUGCUCCGCCAGAUUGAGACGUUGCAAUCGCAGUAUGCGUCCGCCAGCAGCAACUGGCAGUCAAUGGAGUCGUCACUGCUGGCAAAGCUGUCGAACUUGGAAAAGGAAAGGGACGAGGCGCAGAAGCGCGAAUCUGAAAUGCGAAAGAAGGCGCGCGACUCGACGACGCGAGCUAGAACGCUCGACGAGGAGCUGCAGGAUGUUCAGCCCGCUCUAGCCAAGGCGCGCGAGCAGCUUGACAAGGUCCGCGACGAGCUCGCUGCGCUCAAGACGUCGGCCAAGGCGACCGAGGAGGCGCUCGACCAGGCCCGCUCCGACCUGGAGAGGGAGCAGCGCGCCAAGAGCCGCGACCUUGCAGCGCAGCAAAACGAGUGGUCAGAGGCGGCCGCCGCCGCCCGCGCGGACAACAAGAUGGACAGCCGGCCCGAGUCGCCUUCCCCCGGCCAUAUCACACGCACCUUCAGCACCGACCUGGCCAGCCUUGGCGGUCUGCCUCUACCUCUGUCCCACCGCCAGCGCACGACGCCGCUGUCCGGCAGCAUCCCCGACACGGAAGCCGCCCGCUCUCGGCGACCAUCGGCGCAACCGCCCUUCCGGCUGGCCUCUGCGAGCCCGCACCCCGGCGCGCCUCCCGCGCCCUUUUCGCCGUUCCAGCAGCCCAGUGAGCUGAGCGGCAGCAACCACCACCUCCCACUCUCCCCGCCGGCCGUCGAGGAGUCCGUGGCGGACGACGACAUGGUGCCGCUGCAGUCGUCGCCGCGCCAGCAGCCGGCCGCGGACAUGACCUCCAUGUCGACCGUCGCGGCCGGCCCGUCGGUGCAGCUCGUGGAGCGCAUGAGCGCGGCGAUCCGGCGCCUGGAGGCGGAGCGCGUGGCCGCGCGCGAGGAGAUGGCGCGGGUGUGCGGGCAGCGCGACGAGGCGCGCGGCGACAUGGUCGGGCUGCUGAAGGAGCUCGAGGGCGCGCGGGCGGCGGCGGCGCGCGUGCCGGAGCUGGAGGCGCGCGUGGGCGAGAUCGACGACCGCUACCAGACGACGCUGGAGAUGCUCGGCGAGAAGAGCGAGCUGGUGGAGGAGCUGCGCGCGGACGUGCAGGACGUCAAGGCCAUGUACCGCGAGCUGGUCGAGCAGACGAUGAAGUAG